Molecule: messenger RNA, 1023 nt
Organism: Zalophus californianus (California sea lion)
Lineage: Eukaryota; Metazoa; Chordata; Mammalia; Carnivora; Otariidae
Product: translation initiation factor IF-2-like
Exons: 3
Coding region: 1-1023 (340 amino acids)
Source: RefSeq, a predicted model, not a curated record
AUGGGGCAGCUGGGCCCACCCCCGCUCAACCGGCUCUACCACCAGGGAACUCGGAGCAUCAGUGAGGGCCUCCCAGAGGCCAAGGCCCAGGUCCAGGAGCUGGAAUGCAUGGGCACCCAGAAGCCACCUCUGUCCCACCCUUCACAUUCCCCUCUAGCUGACUGGAUUGCGAAUUCAGUCACUGAACCCAACGUCACAGAGGCCGUGGCGGUGACAGCCCCUCCUGGAUGGGUGUGUCCCCGGGAGCGGCCACGGCCCAACCCCCGCCCCUCAGGCCUAGCCGGCGGCGGGCACCUCCCGAGGACUCGCGCGUGUCCUCCCCAGCCCGCCUGCUCCGCGCUGCCGGCCUCCGCCCGCCCGGGGGGUCGGAGCCCUCCCCCAACGCGCGGGCUGGGGCGGGGGGUCCGCGGGCCGCGCCGGGUGUGGGCGCGGCCGCCGAAUGCCCGGCCAGCGCGCCACUCCAGCCCUGCCAGGCCCAGGCCGGGGCCCCACCGGCCCCGCGGCCUCCCCGCGGCCUCCCGCGCCGGCGUGGAGGGGCAGCCCGCCCCGGCCCCGCGCCCCGCGCCCCGCGCCCUGCCGCCCGCACCUGCCGCCCACUCACCGCGCGCGCGCCGGGCCGGCCGAGCCGCCGCCGGACGCCGGGGCCGGGCCGGGCCUGCGCGCCCCGCGCUACACAAAGUGACGGCCCCGGAGCUGCGCGGCGGCGGCGCGUGGGCACCGGAAGUGCCGCCGCCGGGCCCCGCCCCGCCCGCGCCCACGGGGGGCCACUUCCGGUCACGCGGGGUCGAGCGCGGCUCCCGGAGGGGGCGUGCGUGGAGGGAGAGGAAGCGCCGGGCGUGUGAGAGAGGGCGCUCUGGGUCCCGGAUCCCGGUCCCACCCUUGGGGACCCCGGUGCCCCACUCCUGGGAACCCCAGGGCCCCCUGUCCCGACCCAAGACCCCGACUCCUCCCCUGGGAACCCCAGCGCCCCCUGCCCUGACCCGAGACCCCGACUCCACUUCUGGAAACCCCAGUGCUCCCUGA